AUGCCCUGCCAACGCCGUAAUCAUGAAAUUGUCAGCUCCUUCUUUAUCGGACCCAAAGCCGAGAAUGUAGAGAUCUUCAAGGAAAAUAUUGAUACAAUCCUACAAUCAGUCCUUACAGCACGUCGGAAUUAUUACCCUAAUGAUAAAGUCUUUAUAACGCCACAUAUCAAGAACUCAGAAGCCUCUAAAACGGCUACUGAAAAACUUGCCUAUAUAGUUGAGCAAACCGCCAACAAAUCAGGGGAUGGCUCGAUCCCUUAUUGGCAUCCUCGCUACCAGGGCCACAUGUGCAUGGAACUGACAAUGCCCGCCGUGCUGGGCUAUUUUAUGACUAUGAUCUAUAACCCCAACAAUGCGACCUUCGAGGCGAGCCCGUUUACAACAUCAAUUGAGUUGGACGAGGGGCAGCAGCUGUGCGAAAUGGUUGGAUACAACACUCCAAAAACCGAGCCUCGGCCUAAGCCUGAUAUACCCUUCUCCUGGGGCCACAUAAACUGUGAUGGAACCGUGGCUAACCUAGAAUCCAUCUGGGUUUCGCGAAACCUCAAGUUUUACUCCCUUACCCCUUAUCUCGCCAUGAAACAGUCCUGCUGCCGGAAACCCCAAUUUGCCCCUUGGCUUACUACGACACUGUGCCGCCUCUUAUGCCUGGGAUAUACCGGCGCAAGUCUCGUCACAGCCCACAGGUCGGCCCAUAGCCAGCGAGCACGUCAAACGCAUCAUUCUCAGCCUGCUCCUGUACUAGAAAAUAUAGACAUAUUCUCUUUCUCGUAA
Aspergillus terreus NIH2624 is the source of this 774-nucleotide messenger RNA. RefSeq lists its product as uncharacterized. Bases 1 to 774 code for a protein of 257 amino acids. NCBI's taxonomy places the organism in Eukaryota, Fungi, Ascomycota, Eurotiomycetes, Eurotiales, Aspergillaceae. The record is from RefSeq and is a predicted model, not a curated record. The transcript has 3 exons.